Molecule: messenger RNA, 285 nt
Organism: Lodderomyces margitis
Lineage: Eukaryota; Fungi; Ascomycota; Pichiomycetes; Serinales; Debaryomycetaceae
Exons: 1
Coding region: 1-285 (94 amino acids)
Source: RefSeq, a predicted model, not a curated record
AUGACUGAGUCUACUGAUUUGUCAAGCAUGACUGAUCUGGUUGACGAAGUAAUUGGGGUUAAGGAGAACCGAAAGUUGGUGACUUAUGAGAUCGAUUUUGAUUAUAAUAGCCUUGGGGAGGAUAUGACAGAAUACAUUGACGAUGACACUGACAAGCGUUACUUGAUUAAAAAUCUUAAAACUUUAAUUAAAGUCAACGGAUCUAGAUGGGUAGCGAAUGCGUCAAAUGCCAUACAGAGGGGAACUUUGAAUCUGUUGGAAUUCUUCCUUUUUGUAACAAUAUGA